Molecule: messenger RNA, 5148 nt
Organism: Trypanosoma cruzi
Lineage: Eukaryota; Euglenozoa; Kinetoplastea; Trypanosomatida; Trypanosomatidae
Exons: 1
Coding region: 1-5148 (1715 amino acids)
Source: RefSeq, a predicted model, not a curated record
AUGUUGCAAAGUGCAUGCAUUCGCACAGAAAAAUCUCCGGUUUUUCGUCGCCGUCAUCGUCAGGGUGUUAGUUCAACGACGACUACGCCAUUUCCGGGUUUUAUUCCUGGUGCCUCGUUUGAUGCCACCGCCCCUUCCAGACGGGAGGCGUUGCAACAGUUCCACCGUCUCGAGAUGAUGUUGGAGGUGGAGGAAAGAUUGCGCGCGGAGGACGGCCUUGUCCAUUCCGACACGGGGGGCGGUUCUGACGAUGGCCGCUCAGAAUGGGGGGACAAAACCGGAGAUAAAUCAAGACUGGAGUCUGCCGCGACGGCCGCUCUGCAUGACGCUCGGGAAGAACUUGCGGGCCGCACAAUACAUGCGGAUCCAUAUUGUGUGGAAAAUGUGUGGUCUGAGGCUCAGCGGGAGUGUCAAGUGGAGGAGGGGCACAGAAUGGGUGAAGAUGAGGCCAUGUUCUCUGCUCGUAAGGGCAUUGAUUUUGAGCCAAGUAAUCUCCUUGAAGCUGAUACCCAUGCGGCUAUCAUGGAGGAUCUUGAAAAGCUGCAUUCUCGCAUUCAACAGGCAAGAGCUCAAAAGUCUCGCCAUUCGUCUCCUCUUGGAGAUGACGCUGAAGGGGCCUCAUCGACCAGUGAAAGCUCCAUCUGUUUAACUGAAGAGGUGGAAUUUGACCCAGAACGUUAUGUGGCACCGUUGCUACGCCAUUCUGACGUCAUUGACGGUGCAGAGUUGUGGACACCGCAAUUUGGAAUUGAUGGCGGAGGGGUGGUUUGUUUCCGGACUGCUCAUGACAUUUUUUCUGACACCACAACUGUGCAGGAGGCUUUGCAACUCCUGCAGUAUAGUGUGCAUUCGAACCGCCCAGAUGUAGUGGCAUGCGUGCAGCGAUGUCAGGAACACCAGCGGCAGCAUCAACCGAUAACAACAAUACCCAAGCUUCCGACGGGGGAGACAGUGAACCCCCCCAGAAGAAAGAGGAAGGUAGUGAUCCCGGCAACGAACGUGGGUAAACAGCAUGAGGAGGAAGCGAAGCUGUAUAGACCUCUCCCUUCAGAGUCGCCGCCGUCUGCAGAAGAACUGGCGGCGAUUUUGUCCAAGACCCUCCCAGCCAUACCUGACGAAUUAAGGAACGAACUUAUCGAUCAGCGGAGACUCCUUGAGCGACUCGCUGCGGCGCAAGAGGCGAGCUUUCGUCAACUAGCGCGUGAGCAGCAAGAGUCAGCACGGCGACGCAUCAUGGCACCACGUGCCGACACCACCAUGCCACUAAUUGCUCCAUCAAAAUUGCAGUACUCGGAACCGUUUGAGAUUGCUGAGGCACUCCAAAAUCUUCAAGCAGACCCAAAGCGACCGCUUCCUCCUGUCAUAACGAUCUCAACGGUGCGCCCACAGCCAACGAAGAUUCUUCCGCCAUCACCCCCUUUAUUGCCUCCGCAUUACAUUGAAGAAGAGCUGAGGCGGCUUCACCGCCACUAUGAGAAAAUUUUGCGGGACGAGCGUCGAGCAUGGACAGAUAUUAUGCAGAAACAAAAGGCGACUUUUGAGAUGGAAAAGAACGCUGCAGUACAGACACUACGGAGUGCUGCGGAGCAGCGACAAAAUGAAAAUACGGAGGAAAUUAAACGGGUAAUUGCUUUACAAGAAAUAAAACGGCGUCGCUGGCAAUACGCUUCUGAAUCAAAACAGCGUAUAGAAUUCCAGAAAAUGUUAUACAAGACAUUUCCUUUGGGCGAUGUUGGGCAUGGGAAUGGAGGUGGAAAAAUAGGGGUGGCUGCUAGAAUCACGCCAGAUAUUCGUCAGCGGCAAACGGACAUCGCGGAAGGGGUGAAAUUUUUCUCUUCUAAGAAACAAAUCCAUUCGUCAGAAGCAGAGAAGGAGGAGGAAGACGAGAAGAAGAAGAAGAAAGAAAAGAAAAGAGAUUUGAAAAGUCCCUUUGUCCGGGGCCCUUUUUCUGUUGUGCUGCCGGAGGAGCCGGGAGUUGAACCGACUGCAACGGCCCAUGAUGCUUCAUUGGAGCGAGUGGAUGAAGUUGUGAUUUUGUCUGAUGGUGAGGAGAAGAACGGAAUUCAACAAGCGCGUGGGGAGGCAAGUGUCGGCUCACGUGCGCUCACUGAUAAACGACGAAUAGGAUUUUCUUCACCUGCAGGAAAACAGAGAAGGGUCUUAGGACCACAACGCUCACCUUAUGCGGUAUCAUCUAAGCCAUCCCUAUUGAGGGGAACUGCUAAGACUAGUAGUGGUGGCGGUGUUAAAUCUGCUGCUGCUGCUGCUGCUGCUGCUGCUGGCAUGAAACACGCACGUGCCUCGUCACAUUCUCGGGGUGCAAGACCACAACAACGGCUUUUGAGUAAAGGAUCCAAGGAGAGGUCUCCGCAUGCCUUUGCAGUUCAUGACGCUCAAAUUGGCGAUGAACGGAAUUUUUACAACACGACGGAGACGGUUCUCACCGAGUCGGUUCAUUCACUAGAUGCCACUCUAACCCCUCCUCCUGUUGUGGGUGGUACUUCACACCUUCACGAAAACACGCUUGAUAUAGGUGGGAGUAUUGCUGGGCAGGCGGUAUUCCCACGUAGCAUCUUGUUGCUUUCCGAUCCGCUGACAAGUGAAGAAAUGGAGCGGCAGCACAGUCUGGAUUGUGCUUUCAACGCUCUCCUACCACCCCCACCUCAGGCUACUACUAAGGAGGGAGGUGGACAAAUUCAAAGACCAUGUGACAUUUAUUAUUUUGGGGAAGAACACGGUGCCUUGACACCACGCCGACGAGCAAAACUUCGGGCUGCGGAGGCCCAGACACGCAUAGAGGCAAGGCGCCGCCUAGAGCAUAUAAAAGCCCUUUCAUUGACUUCGAAGGGUCAGAAACUCGGGGAGCCUGUACCACAUUCUCCAGAGAGCCAGUUAUUUGAGGCAAGGAGUGAGCAACGCCUGGCGGAUCUUUUGGCCAAUGAGACCAUUCAUAGCAUUAUCGGCGGCGCAGCUGAGGAAAGCUUAAUUGCGGAUUUGUUUAAAGGGCUUGAAGAUGAGCUGGUGAGCGCCGAGUUGCGCCGUCUCGCAUUCAAGAAUCUGAAGCAGAGAGAUGAAAGUGGAAAAGAGCAGAAACUGAAGGAAGAAGAGUACGAAGGAGAUACGAAGCCACCUGACAUGGUAUCGAUGGAACGAGCUGUAGCAACUGCAAAAAUUUUUGAUGCCCCUAUCAAUGAGGAAAUUUCUUUGGAGGAGACAGUCUUACGCCUUCUUGAAGAGUCUUUGUUGCAUUCUCUUUUACAAGAGAAAUCGGACGAAAAGGAGGAGGAGAAGACGAUCGAUAAUGAGAACACAGAGGGAGGGGAGGCGACGACGGUAUCCUCUCAAAGAGGACAAACAGUAUUGAUGUCGGACGGAGCAUACGAGACGGAGACGGGCCCGUUGUGGGUGCGUGAGGUUGUUUCAGCCACCACAGAUCCUCUAUGGCAUGGAGCAGAGGAAGAGGUGAAUCCGCCCCGUGAGUCGUCCAUUCAGGCGACGACAAUGGUGAGCAGUGAAGAAUAUGCUCCAGUACUAUCAGCACCACCACUGUCAGCACCACCAACAAAAAAAAAGGCACCGUUGACGCCUGCUUCUACUGCGCAGAUGGGCGUUGUUAUUACGAUGGAGGGAGCGACAGGCAAUGUUGUACCGGAUACCGCUGGUACCGUUCGUAUUGUUCUCGAUAUUGCACCUGUCAUGGAGCACCUCACUGCGAUUGCACCACUGGAUGCGGUGCAACCUACACGCCCCGCACAAGUUGAUGCUAUUUUGAGAGAAGACCCUCGAUUGCCGUGCGCCAAAGAGGAAGAACUAAUUUCUUGUGAGGUUGUGGAUGCUCCAACUAUCACAGGCACCCAUCGGUUAACGGUGAGUACGGAGGUAAAAAGGGACGAAAUGCAGGAGGUGAGGCCGCCUCUUCUUGUUUCUGAUAUUCAACUCGGAGAGUCUCAUCCACCCGUGCUGACCAAAGAGGAGAAGACGAAUGUUCCGCAGCCGUCCCCUCUUCCUCUACAGGGUUAUGUGACAGUGGCAGAAGUUCCCAAGGCACGUCAGUCGCAGCAUAUUGAGAUUGAGCGUCAAAAGGAAUGUGCUCGAUUGUGUGAUAAUGAGCUGAUUCAACGACAGAUGCUGGAAGAACAAGAGGAUACACUGCGAGCCUCCUGGCACAUGAUGUGGGACUGGCAACAGAUGAAUGUUGCGAUGCUAAUUCAGCAUCAAUAUCAAAAAAAACCAUGCGAUGUGGCGUCACAACCCGUUUCUGCCGCCGUGCCUUUUACAGAGACGCAAACAGUGAACAAGGUGGAGCCGAGUGUUAAUAACGUUUUGACGCCAGCGCCGUUGGACUCUACAAUUCGUGAUCCCAUCACGAGAUUUAUCUUUGAGUGGAUGCACGAUUAUGACGAAAAGAAGAAGGAGGAAACAGCACGAAAUAGGCUUGUGGAAUUGCCUCACGAGGCAAGUUGCGUGCCCGAGGGAAAAAUAUUGCAAGAACGAAGUAGCGGCACGUGCACCACUGGGACGGAAGUGCGUCGGCGGUUACUGUUCGAUAUCGACAACGCGGAGUCGUCCUCGUGGCUUUCUUCAACGCACCUGAGCAGUUUUGUUGAGGAUGGUUUCCCGCGCUUCGCAAAUCGUCCACAACCAAGGGUGGCACAGCCACAGCGCAAAUACCGACGCAGUGGUGAUGAAAAUGUUUCAUCUGAAACGACCGAGACUACACGCUACACUAACUCCUCUUCGAUGUUGUGGCUUGCGCAAGAGGCCUGGAGUCGUGGGGUUUCUCCGCCACCCGUUUUCCCUACAGCGGCAGUGGGCAACGCCACAAGCACAACGGUGACGACGUCCAGUUCCAGUCGUACAUGGCCUUCGACGAGCUCUUCAGAGAAGCCACACCUUCGGGAAACCAUGCUGCGUCACCUCCGCCGAAUACAGUCGUCGGAUCCGUAUCAGCAGGGAGAACAGGAGAGCCAAAGGGAAGAAUACCCCUCUGUGGAAGAGCUGAGGAAGGAGGUGGAAAGGGUUCAGGCUGCCGAGCAAAGAGCUGCCACACAUGAUGCUAGUCGUUUGGAAGGAGCAAAUCAAGAGUCACGCCACACGGAGAACUUUGUUGCUUUGCUACCAUUGCUUCAGCGUCCUCAAAGUUGGUAG